Messenger RNA from Chilo suppressalis (striped riceborer), 1254 nucleotides. The record is from the annotation of a GenBank genome assembly. Lineage: Eukaryota; Metazoa; Arthropoda; Insecta; Lepidoptera; Crambidae.
AUGUGGAGCAUGCGCCUGCUUUAUAACGCCAGAACUUCAGGCUGCUGCCGCCAAUGCUACUCAGGAACAGAAGCCAGCAACGGAACAAUUGAGGCGCAGGCAGUGCCAUGCCGAAGGUUGAGGGAUGGCAGAAGGAACCUGCACUUGGGUAUCGCGAAGAUCGGCAAGACGAAGCGGUUGUCGCCGGUGCGCAGGCGCUGCGUGCCUCGCUGCGCCCCUCGGACGCGGGUCAGCGUGUCGUGUCCAACUCUCGCCGUUGAAAACAGACCGAAGAUUCGCGUGUCCCUUCGCCACUUCAGCCCACCUCCCCUCGCUAAGCUCGCGUGUUCCGUCCAGUCUCCUACAACGUUCGCCUUUUACACCCCUCUGCUCCAACGCUCUCAAGUCAUGACUGCGUCUAAACGCUCUUUCUCUGCAAAACCUUGCCCGUUUCCAUGCGGUCCAUGUGGUUGCGCUAAAGGCUGCAACUGCCUCCCACCUCCGUGCAACACCCCUCCACGUUGCAUUCAAUACAUGACUGGAUACUACUACUAUCCUUAUGGCACCUGGUUCUGUGGGCCUUACCAUGUGUCUGGUACUUGUUGCCCAGUUGGCCCCUGUGGUCCUGGCUCCUGUGGCCCAUGUGGCCCGUGCGGUCCGUGUUCUCCUUGCGGCCCGUGUGCUCCUUGUGGCCCAUGUCUGAAAUGCGCUUGUCCCAGUGCAGUUUGCCCUGGAUCUAUCCCGCCCACGGUGUGCACUACAGCUAUGAACCCUAUGUCAGACAUGAAUAAAGCGCCCCUUCGCGAUAUUCCUAGAACAGGUGUGAUGCCUGGUAAUCAAAUCAAAAGCCCCCUCUCCAAGGACGAGUCUUGUAGACAAGCUUCUAAGACUGAUGUAUCUAAAUCUGGAAUAUCCAGGUUCUUCCCGUAUGACAAUAAGACAACUAACGCAACCCGUCCGGCUGGUACUCCAAAAAAUCUCCCCACAACUACAAUUAUAACAUCGUGUUCGUGCCCAUAUAGUACCCAAGCGGGAUUGCAUUGCAAGACUGCCCAAUUCUCUGACCCAAAAAUGAAUUUGCCCAAAUCUAGCAGCCGAAAGGUAGGCAAAAAUGCUGGUUCCCUCUUAGAGAAACCUAGAACUUUACUGACGUUGGAGCAGAGGAACAAACCAAGAGUAAAAGCAGGCGCGUUCGACCAUGCCUCCAUUCCAAACUAUAAGAAUCCUUACCCCGACCCGCACAUUGACCACAAAUUCAAAGCUUAUGAAUCAUAA